AUGUUUUUAUACGAAUACGAUAGUUAUAGAUAUGUAAAUGAUUCAAUUGAUAAUGAUAAAAAUAAAAAGUUGAUAGGAGAUCAAUUGAAACCUAUUGUGUCUGAUUUCCUAAAGAAUCACAAACUAUCGCUUCCAGACUUUUCUUUUAAGGAUGUGUUUUUAAAUAACAAAUUUCUAUUUGAAGAUGAUCGACUCAUUGACUACCUAAAGUCAAUGUGCGAUCACUCCGAUAUAGCUAAUCUCAUUGUGAUUUCAUUGCUCCAAUCGGAUUGCCAAGAUAUUAUCUAUUUAAAUACACAAAUGUCCAAGUUUAAUAGUUGGUUCGACAUUGAAUCGCGUGUCAUCGACUUGUUAAACAAUACGAUCAUUCCAAUAGCAUCGCCACCCAUCGCAAUACUUUCGAUUGUAAAUAUCAAUCCAACAAGAAUCAAUGAAUUAUCAAAACACUAUAGAAUAAUAUUUCAGUAUCUCAUCAAUCCACAUGUUGAUUCCACUGGCGCAUCUCAAUAUAACCUUAUUUCGUUUGCCAAAUACUUUAGUUAUUUCAAAGAGUAUUAUGAUGCAGAUGUCAGCCUGAAAACGCAGGAGAAUGUAGAACUGUUAAAAUCAAAGUUGAAAUAUUUAGAUUCAGUUUUCCUAGUUCCAAAAGUUAAGCAAUCUUUUCAAUCAUUAUAUUCAUUGUUAAGUGGAUUUAUCAAGUCAGAGCUUGAGCUUUUUACACUUUCCAGUUCAUCGAUUGAAGUGGAGUCUGCAUUGAAAUUGUUUGAAUCUUUCAGUGACGAUAUAUUUCAAAUGCCCGAAUUCCAUACUUCGAUUCAGAAGAUGUUACCGUUCAACAAAGAGCAAUCACUGUUGGUUUUGGAUAUGUACCGAUCGAGAGCAUUGAUAUUGCCGGUGCAAUUCUAUAGCUUUAUCUUGGGGCUCUACAAUAACACCAAAAUUAAAGUUAUCGUGGAAAGCCCUCUUCAACUCGAUUGCUUGAUCUAUCUCUGGAGUAUUGAGAGAGAUGCCAAUCUACAAAGAAACAUUUCACAUCAUCAAAUAUUUUCAGAGUAUGAUUACAAGGUUUUAGUGAAAGAACAUCUCCAUUUCCUCCAAUCGGUUGCACCCUACAUCCAAUGGUCUACAAUGCAAUCGAUCUUCAAACAGUAUGAAUGGGAUCAAUUAUUAUCCUCUGAUUUUGCCGAUAUCAUCAUGUUGACUAGUUCGCCAAGAGAGACUAUCAACGAAUUUAUUUUAUUCAGGAGAAAACAAUUGCGUUCAAAUAAUUCACAUUAUACAUUAGUUAUCGCAAAGGAAACACAAUUCCUUUUGGAAACAGACAAUCUCGAAUUCCUAUCUUUAUAUUUGGAACAAUUGCUUCGUGGAAGUUAUGAGUUGGCCUUGCUUUCAACCCAAAGAAGAUUAUGUAUUGAUCAGCUCAUUGAAAGACUAUAUCAGCACAAACCAGAGUCUGCCAACAUAAUCAACCAUCUCAUAAGAUCCCAUCCAAUGUCCAAUAUUCUAAAAGGAAUCAGAGAGUUCAAACCUUAUUUCUCUCUACAUUCAGAUGAUAAUAAUUCAAAUUCAACUACAUCAUCAACAAAUCCAACAUUAAGUACAUUUAUUUUAAAAGAAAUAUUCAAAUAUUUGAUCUUGGAUAAGAAUCCCAAAUCAAGAUCAAUUGUUUCAAUGUCAACGAUAUCAAGUCAAAUUCACGGCAUUGUUUCUUCUAUUUUAUCAAACUAUCCCUUGAGAACCAUUAGCAUAGUGUUGCCCGUUCCGAUUGGAUCAAAAUAUUGUUUGUUGAAGAAUGCACCAUUACAUUUGACAUCUCGAGAAAUCCAAUUCAUUCCCUAUGAUCAUAUGCAUUCUUGCCUUCAAAAACUGGAAUCAUAUGUACAAUACUUUGGAUUUAUCGAUGCAAAGAAUAGAGGUAGCGAUAAAUAUUACUACUAUCUUGCGAAUUCAACUAAAAUCAAACACUUGGCUUUCAGAGAGGUACGUUCCUGUAGAGCAGAAUCCGACUCAGAAGCUAAUACGAACAUUCUUGUUUUCGACAGUGGAAUUGUAGAUGAAAAGAUAAUGUUAGACAGCAGUUUAUUCACUCUUAAGGAGUGUAGGGAUUACUAUCCAGAUGUUGAAGGAAAUAGAAAUAUCAUCUUGAGCGAUCACGAGGAACAAAGUCAUCAUAUGAAUGUAUUUCUUCAACAUUUUGAUAAUGAUCAACUCCAAUCUAUUAAUUUCGUUGGUAGAAAUUUCAAAUCUCUCAGUAACUUCCGAUAUGAAACCGAAUCAUUGGUUCAUCAUACAUUCUCCAUUCUUUCAAAACUCAAACAAAAGAAGCCAUUUAUCGACAUUAGCUUUACUGUGCCACCAGGUGUAUCUGUUCGUCUAGGAUUCUGCAGAGAUUAUGAAGAAGAUCAAGAACAAGAACAGGAAGUAUUAGAUGACGAACCUGUCAUUCCCAAAGAAGACUAUCUACUGAUAACAAAGUUCAAAUACGAUCAAUAUCUUACCCAUACUGGAUGUUGGCCAAUCGAACUGAAGAAUCUUACAAAGUUUGUUACCAGCUUUCAUGACCAUGGCCAAAGAAGUUUAGUUCGUUUAAUUGAAAGAUCUCCGAAUCUCUAUUAUAUUAAAAUCAAAGGUAGUCUCAAUGCCAAUCACUUUGAAUUCAUCAAGAGCCAACCGACUAUCAAAAAGCUUGCUUUCAAACUUCCAAUUAAAACUAAUAGUUUUAAAGCUCGCAACUUUCCAUUACCGAUCACCUUGGAGCAGAUCAACUUGAUAUUUUCAACAUUGGAACAAGCUGAGUAUCACUCUAUUCGUUGUGUUAAACUAUUUAUAUUGAGUAAUGCUAAAUAUCACUAUCCACUAAUCAACCGAUAUCAACUCAAUAGAAAUUUAAUCAAUCUCUUUCAAUUUAAACCUAUAAAUGAAUCUCAAUUUAAAUUCAUAAGAUAG
Molecule: messenger RNA, 2946 nt
Organism: Heterostelium album PN500
Lineage: Eukaryota; Evosea; Eumycetozoa; Acytosteliales; Acytosteliaceae
Exons: 4
Coding region: 1-2946 (981 amino acids)
Source: RefSeq, a predicted model, not a curated record